CAAGGAGCCUCGUAAUGGAUAAAGCCGGAACAAGGAAGUGCGGAGAAAGUUCUCGUGGAUGUAUCAUAUAUUGCAGACGAAGUCACACUCCGAUUAAAAUGGAUUUAGGAUUUGAGACUUCGGAAAAAUAUUGGAGGGAACAAGCUCUCAUCGACGCUAACACAAAUCGUGAACUGCGGUAUCAACACGGAAGAGGGCCCUGUAACAUCUUCAUACUUGACACAUCAGCAAGCCUUGGUGAGGACGGUUUCCUACUGAUGAAAGAGACAUUUUGUACUAUACUUACAGAGUUUGCAAAUCACCCAGAGGAAGACGAAAACGUGGCUGCCAUCAUUUGUGGAAAACACACCAGAUUCCUACACUACUUCUCAAACCAGUACAGGGAAAUAUCACGGAGUUUAGAUUGUGUUGAAUUUGGAGGCCUUUCUCCUCUAACUGGGGCAUUUCUUCUGUGUCUGGGAUCAACACACAAUGGCGCAAGUCAUACUUCAGUGAUGUGCGAGUUUAGAAUACGUCCACGAAUUAUUCUUAUUUCGGACGGACGACCAACAAAUUUUAAUUCAAUUAGUGAUGCUGACGAUUCAGUUUCGUAUGAAACGGAAGAGGCAAAAGAUCAUCUUCAAACAGUUACGAGACAUGUUGGACGAUGUCACCCAAUAUUUUGCAUACCCGUUGGCAAAAAUCCGGAUAUGCUAUUUUUGGAGUUUCUGUGUAACCGAUCAAGGGGAGGAAAGAUUGUGUAUCCACAUGAAGCCAAGCAGUUUGCAAGAUACUCACAAAAUCUGAGAGCGGCCUCGCUGAUGUCUUCUCCAGGAACGCAUGGCUUUAUGGACCGCGAACUUUUACUCUCUGUUCUGACAUAUGCACAUCCUGGAAAGGUUUUCACUGAAAUGGAUAAGGAGGACAUCUUCGACAUUUGUAUGAAGAAAUCCCUAUACACAUCGGAACCUUUAGACUCGGAUGAAGAGGACGAAGAAAGCGGAACUACUAAUGAGAAAAGCAAUCCUUACAUGCCACAUUUGGGAACAAGAGUAAAACGUGGACCAGACUGGAAGUGGAAAAACCAGGACUGGCAUGGUCCUGGCACAGUGAUAGGGUACUCCAAGAAAGCUGGCUGGUUAAGAGUUCAGUGGGACAGUGGUGUCAAAAACGUGUACAGGCACGGAGAAACGUUUUUGGAGGGACACAAAUAUGACGUCAUUGCGUGUGAUAUACCAAGAAUUUUAGAAGAUGAAAUAAUUGGCACGGGGUGUUUGGUUGUUAGAGGUCCAGAUUGGGAGUGGGAGGAUCAAGAUGGCGGAGAAGGGAAUAUUGGAUCAGUAUUUAGAGUCCUAAACAACGCCACUGUCUACGUCAGAUGGCCAAAUGGUAUUACGGGAAACUAUAGAUUUGGUUGUCAAGGAAAGUUUGAUUUACAGUUAUGUGACCCAUUCUCAUCGGAGGCAGUACGAUUUCUACAGGAGGAGACAAGAGAAACUGUAUUAAAUACUCAACUCUCCCAUUCGUCGGACUUUGAUGUAGAUGCAAGUGGUUUUCAGAAAGAGGGUGAGAGAUUUUGCGUGCCAUCAGAUUCAAUUUCCGGUGAAAAGGAGCCGUCAGCAAGUAGUGUUCCAUUGUUAAAAGUAGUUAAAGGAGUCUACUAUAAAAACGACAGAUCAGAGAACGACCCGGACUCUUCACCAGAUUUAGAGACAGAUGCACCAGUAGCAUUUAAUCAGUGGAUGUGGAGAGAUAUCGGCGGGAAGUGGAAUUCAUAUCCAAGGAAAAUCAAUAAUAAAAUAAAUAAGUGUUAUCAGAGAAAUCCAAAUGCUACCGUCAUAGUGGAAAUGGGCGAUUGCAUUUAUAGAAUUGUUAUGGGAAAGAACAUCCAGAUAAACUUGAACACGAGAGAGACUCUGGAAGUAAAGUUGUUCAAAGAUUGAGCUGAAGAAAACCAAUAGUGUCACCUUACAUUUCAACAAUAUGGUGACCUGACGGGGUCUUUAGUUGUAGAUCUUACGACCAUUUACUGAAUGACGACGAAAAUAAAUUUGAAGAAUAUAAAAAUAUAUAAGGUUUAUUGUGUUAUUAUAUACAAGAUCACUUAUUGUAAAACUUAAAUUCUUCGAGAUCUGCAAGGUAGCCUGAAACAAAAUCAUAGAAAUACUAUAUAUAAAACAGAUAUCAACAUGAGGAAUGAGUCUUUAAGUCAAUUAAAAACUUGGAAAAGAGACAGAUUCAGUUAGGCACGAACUUUAUUGAUAGUGUUCACCCAUCGUAAGUUAGUAGUCUGCUAUUGUUACAAUUUUCUCUCAAUCAUUAAUUAUAAAUAAAUCUUAUCAAUUGUU
Molecule: messenger RNA, 2327 nt
Organism: Ostrea edulis (European flat oyster)
Lineage: Eukaryota; Metazoa; Mollusca; Bivalvia; Ostreida; Ostreidae
Exons: 16
Coding region: 15-1922 (635 amino acids)
Biological process (GO): protein ubiquitination
Cellular component (GO): cytoplasm
Molecular function (GO): metal ion binding; ubiquitin-protein transferase activity
Source: RefSeq, a predicted model, not a curated record